Messenger RNA from Strongylus vulgaris, 267 nucleotides. The record is from the annotation of a GenBank genome assembly. NCBI's taxonomy places the organism in Eukaryota, Metazoa, Nematoda, Chromadorea, Rhabditida, Strongylidae.
AUGACAACCGUGGUACUUGAUCCCCGAUCCAUCAUCGAAGCAUUGUCAUGCCUUCAACAGGGCAUCAAUCCGGAGGAUAUUACUCAUCCCUCGGUUGCAUCACAAGUGUUCGAAAAGACAUGCUCUGAAUAUGAUGAUGCUCGAAAAGCUAUUGAGGAUGGUCAAGAGCAGAUACGAAGGGCAGAGAUGCGCAAAGCUGCUCUCCGCAGCGAACAAGAUGCUAGAAAAAGGAAGGAGAAUGCUGUAUGGGAUGGAUGCUUUCAAAUU